GAUCUUCGCACGUUAUGAAUGUUUACUCACUUUGUACUACUUGGAAUUUACUCUCUCUCUCUCUCUUCAUAACUCUUAUGCUAAUCAGUCAUCACACUUCUUCUACAGAAGACACAGAGAGACAACCGCCAUCCCCCCCCCCCCCCCUCUCUCGCUCAGCUUCAACACCUUCUCUGUCUGUCUUUCUCACUAGAACCUCUUGUUUUUGGGUGAAAUCUCGCAAUUCUUUCUUCUUACCAUAUUUCGGCUCUUAUUUGUUUAUUUUUUGGAUGAAGAUUAGAAGCUCCGAGUGCAGGUUUUCAUAUAUUUAUGUAGAGCUGUAGCUGCAUACCUAACGACCGGUCAAUAAAGUAAAAGAUCUUUUGCAAAACUGGAAUGAAUUUUUUGAUUCAAGGUGGAGGGCCCACGUGAAAAGUUUCGAUCUUUGUGAGAAUUUCGUUUGAUGAUUUUGCGAUGAAGAAUUUCCAGUGGCUGAAGCAAAUAGCAAACACGCACAGCAAGCUGGAGAGGAGGCUUUCGUUGGGAGAGUACAAGAGAGCGAUUUCAUGGUCGAAAUACUUGGUUUCUUCGGGAGCGGAGAUCAAAGGCGGAGGAGAGGAUGAAUGGAGCGCUGACAUGUCGCAGCUUUACAUAGGCAACAAAUUCGCCUCUGGGAGGCACAGCAGAAUUUACAGAGGCGUUUAUAAGCAGAGAGAUGUGGCGAUUAAGCUGAUUAGUCAGCCUGAAGAAGAUGGAGAUUUGGCUGCAUUUUUGGAGAAGCAGUUCACUUCCGAAGUUGCUCUCUUGUUCAGGUUGAGACACCCCAACAUCAUCUCUUUCAUUGCGGCAUGUAAGAAACCCCCAGUAUUUUGUAUUAUCACAGAGUACUAUCCAGGUGGUUCCCUCAGAAAAUACCUCCAUCAGCAAGGGCCGUAUUCUCUCCCCCUCGACCUUGUGCUAAGGUUGGCGCUUGACAUUGCUCAUGGUAUGCAGUAUCUUCAUGCUCGGGGUAUUCUCCAUCGGGAUCUCAAAUCUGAGAAUCUUCUGCUCGAUGAGGAUAUGUGUGUCAAGGUAGCUGAUUUUGGUAUAUCGUGUUUGGAGACACAAUGUGGCAGUGCCAAAGGGUUCACGGGCACCUACCGUUGGAUGGCUCCGGAGAUGAUCAAGGAGAAACACCACACCAAGAAAGUCGAUGUUUACAGUUUUGGCAUUGUCAUGUGGGAGCUGCUAACUGCGUUGAUACCGUUUGAUGACAUGACUCCGGAACAAGCAGCGUUUGCAGUGUGUCAGAAGAAUGCAAGGCCGCCGCUGCCUUCUACAUGCCCUACAGCGUUUAGCCGUCUCAUCCACCGUUGCUGGUCGAGCAAUCCAGACAAACGGCCGCAUUUUGAUGAGAUUGUGAGCAUACUCGAGAGCUACUCGGAGUCUUUGGGGCGAGACCCGGAAUUCUUUUCCUCGUACGAGCCAUCGGAGGGAUACGCCCUCGCAAGGUGCAUUCCGAAGUGCAUCGUUGCACGUCGAUCCCCGUCGUUAGGGACGUGAGGACCUGUACCGAUCAGGUCUGAUGCUAAAUGCAUUGUAGUAGUUUUCCUCAUGUUAGGGAUGAAUUUGAUGUGUAAUUUGAGGUGCCAUUGAUGCCCUGCAUCAUUUAUGGAAUGUUAUGGAAUUAAGAUAGUUUUGUUCUCUUUGAUAUUCCCCAAAAUGGGGACUUUAAUUCAAGAGAGAAUACUAUUAGGAAAAGGUGGUGUAUCCUUCCGAAAAAUGUCAUUUAUACUUCAAUGCUUGGACUUUUUAACAAGUGCACCCUAAUGUAUGUGAAAUUAGAAAUAAAUACUUAUACUAUUAAUGUGUUACAA
This is a messenger RNA of Salvia miltiorrhiza (redroot sage), 1835 nucleotides long. Its product is annotated as serine/threonine/tyrosine-protein kinase HT1-like. Bases 454 to 1521 code for a protein of 355 amino acids. The record is from RefSeq and is a predicted model, not a curated record. Gene Ontology annotation, molecular function: protein kinase activity; ATP binding. The transcript has 3 exons. NCBI's taxonomy places the organism in Eukaryota, Viridiplantae, Streptophyta, Magnoliopsida, Lamiales, Lamiaceae. Gene Ontology annotation, biological process: protein phosphorylation.